This is a messenger RNA of Acanthopagrus latus (yellowfin seabream), 3501 nucleotides long. RefSeq names its product transmembrane protein 129, E3 ubiquitin protein ligase (gene tmem129). Gene Ontology annotation, biological process: protein ubiquitination. Bases 138 to 1238 code for a protein of 366 amino acids. The transcript has 7 exons. Lineage: Eukaryota; Metazoa; Chordata; Actinopteri; Spariformes; Sparidae. Gene Ontology annotation, cellular component: membrane; endoplasmic reticulum. The record is from RefSeq and is a predicted model, not a curated record. Gene Ontology annotation, molecular function: ubiquitin protein ligase activity.
AGAUGUCGUCAUACUCCGGUACAGUUGGCGGCGGUAAAGCUACUGAUUGAAAUCCGCGGGCGGAAGAAGACGAAGAAGAAGAAGAGACACUACCUCGACGUGUGUACGGAAGUAACUUUAGUGAACGUACACCGAGAAUGGAAAGCCCUGAGUUAACUUUUACUUUUGCCUACAUUGUGUUCGCUUUCUGCUUCGUGUUCACGCCGAACGAGUUCCGUUCGGCCGGUCUGACCGUUCAGAACCUGUUCUCGUCCUCGCUCGGCAGCGAGGAUGUGGGAUUCACCCAGUACCACAUCAAGAGGACCAGCAUUACCGUACUGGUGCACUCUGCUCUGCCUUUAGGUUACUACAUAGGGAUGUGUAUCGCUGCUCCAGAGAAAAACCUGGGAUACAUCCUGCAGGUGAGUGACAACUGGAGAGCGUUUCUCUUCUUCUCUCUCUGCCUGCAGUUGGCCAGCUGGACGCUCAUCAUCUACUGGUCCAGCCAUCACUGGCACAACCAUCCGAUCAGCCGGGCCCUGCAGGCCCACGUACGGCCUCCUCACGCUAGUUGGGGCUCUGUGGCAACCAGCGUCAACAAUGAGUUCAGACGCAUAGAUAAGUUUGCUACAGGGGCACCUGGAGCCAGAGUUAUUGUUACUGACAGUUGGGUGUUGAAGGUGACCACCUAUCACGUAUACAUGGCCUUACAGAGUGAGUGUCAUGUGACAGUGACAGAGUCCAGACAACACCAGCUGAGUCCAGACUUGGCCCAUCCCGCACAGAUCUUGACCCUGAGAGUGGACAGCAUCAACCCCGCCAUCAGACCCUUUGAUAUCAGGCUCAACUCUACAGAGUAUGCAGAGCUCCGAGAGAAACUCCACGCUCCCAUCAGAAACUCUGCCAAUGUAGUGAUCCACCAAACUAUUAGUGAACUCUUCCUGGAAACAUUCAGAGCUCAGGUGGACCUCAAUCAGCCGUACACUCUCCCCAGUGGACAGGAGAUUGAACCCUGUAUUGGCUGUAUGCAGGUUCUUGCAAACACCAAGCUGGUCAGACUCUGCCAAACAGAAGGAGCUGAUAACGAGUCGGAGUGCCAGCAGUGUUACUGCAGACCCAUGUGGUGUCUCUCCUGUCUGGGUCGGUGGUUUGCAAGUCGCCAAGACCAGCAAAGACCUGAGACCUGGCUGUCCAGCAGAGUCCCCUGCCCCACCUGUAGAGCGAAAUUCUGUAUACUGGACAUUUGUAUAGUCCGUUGAGAAAACCCAUAUAGAGAUCCAAACUGACUUUUCCCUCUGGACAUAAUGUGGAAGUGUGUGUUUAAGAAAAGACACUUUACUGUCAUUGUAUAAAAAAGAAAACAGCACAACUGUGUUUGUAGCAGUCCGGUUCAGCAGCAUUCUAAAAAUCGUAAAAGAGUACAAAUAUAUUCACUAUUAAGUAAAUUCCAGCCAGUAGGCAGAUCUAAAUAAACAGCAUCAUUCAGCAAGAAGCCCCUGGAGGAGAAGGAGUGGACAGGACACUGGGCUGAAUUUGGUUACAUACCUGUCUAUUCUGCUAUUCUGGGAGAUAUAUGUCUGGCCAUUUUCUACAGAUUACCCCUUUAAACCUCAAUGGCAUGUCAAAUGGCAUGAUCAGUGUGACAUUUUGGGAACUUUCCUUGUUUUGGGGUUUUACCUGAUAAUCAGAAUGAAAAAACGUCAACAUCAACCUGUCAAUGAAGGUGUUCUGCCGAAGUACCUCCAGGGCAGGAAGUGGGUGUGUGUCAUUGUUUAUUAUAGAGGUAAGCUUUGAGGGCAUUCUCACCUCAGCCACCGGCUGAAUUUUGUCCUAUUCAAUCCCCAAGAUUGAAUUUUUAAAACUCUUUUCCUGUCUGCUUUGUAAGCACCUUUCCCCCAGCACACCAUGCCAGCGAACAGAGCACUAGCCACCACAGUUUGAUAGAAGGUGAGAGAGGCUUACAGAUGUUAAAUCAUCUCAGCCCUAAGAUGUACAGUCUCCCUUGUCCCGUAUUUGUAGGUAUCUGUAACUGGAGUUUCUCCUCAGUGCCUGAAUGGUAACUUGAUCUGCUUUGGGCCUCUUCCCUCUAAAGUCAACAAAUAUUACCUUAGUCUUUGAAAUGUUGAUGGCUGUGGUUUUGCCAGAUCCUGCCAAGAAGAAGUGCUCGCAAACACAGAUUUUGAUAAAUUUGUGCCAAAAUUAUGAGAGAAAUAAUUAUUUUUUUGUUGGAAGAAGCUGUACAUCUUUUACCUAUGCUGCUGAAAAAUCGAAGCAAAAACAAAAAUGUUGCAUUUGUAUGUGUGGUGAUUGCAGUUGAAACAUAACAUGACAGUGAGGAUAAUGUCAGUCAAGCUCAGUCUGUACACAGCCACAAAACCUGGUCAGUCAGAAGAAUCAAACCAUCAGUCUGAGUUUCUGUCAUGGAUGUGCAGGAAUCUCAGGGAGUUCCUUUUAAAACCACAUUAAAUGGGGAAAAAAGAGCAGGCAGAGGAACGUUCACUUUCAUCUUAUUGCAAACAGCGAAACUCCUCUCCUUCAUAAAGGCAGAAGAUACUGUGUCGAAUCUUCUCAUCAACAAAUCACCUUUAUUGAAAAUUGAGACAUUAGCGUGAUUGCUGUGAACAAAUGAAAGUACUACGAAGAUAAAACAUUCAUUUUUGACAACUAUGAUUCAUCUCUAUCAGUUUGUAAUGGUGGCAGCAAAAGAAAAGGAUUUAAUUUGACUUAAUUGACGACUAAACCACAGCAACAUGCAGGCAGCAGGAGAGUCGAACUGCAGAUUGAGACUAGGUAAAGUUAUAGCUGUUAAUUUAACUUUUGCACUACCUUUUUCUUUAUUAUAUCCAUCUGUUCAGUAUUUAAGAAGUUAAUAAAUGUUGUACAUUAACAAAAUGCAAAACUGAAAUUGUGUUCAGAGAUAGUAUCAUUGAUUGAAAGUCUGGUUGGAAAGUUGACGUUAAGAAGUUACUGCACACCUACAAGAGCAGCACUUGUGUUUUCUUUGCUCUUUAGACAGUGUAUGCCGUUUUGCUAAACAGGAUCUCGAUUAUGGUACAGCAGUUGGAAUGUGGAUAUAUGCUGAGGCAUUACAUGUUGAAGACAUAAAUGCAGUUCUGCUUUUAUUGGUGUUAAUUUGCUGAGGAAGCUUGCACAAAGUUGCACUAUGUAAGCAUGGCCACAAGGGGGCGUUGGUGAUUCCAUUGGAUGGAUAAAGGUACUCACUGUGUAGGAAUGUGAAAAUGUUUGAUAAAUAUUUUCUGUUAAGAUGUGUACACCUGGGCUGCGUGUGUGUGGAAUUAUUUCAGUUCAGUCAUGAUUAUAGAAAAGAUUCAAGUUUAUUAUAUGAUCCAUUAAAAACGCAGUGGGCAGGACAGACUAAAGAGAAGAGAGCCAGGUGUUGAGGUGACAGUCAUGUUUUUAUUGACAAAAGCAAUAUAUAUGAAGCCAUUAAUACACAUAAAGACAUGUUAAGAGCAGAGCCAGGGUAAGUUUUCAAAUAAAUAAAAUGUGGAGCACAAAUGA